Molecule: messenger RNA, 1617 nt
Organism: Perognathus longimembris pacificus (Pacific pocket mouse)
Lineage: Eukaryota; Metazoa; Chordata; Mammalia; Rodentia; Heteromyidae
Gene: Kcnj13
Product: potassium inwardly rectifying channel subfamily J member 13
Exons: 2
Coding region: 274-1356 (360 amino acids)
Biological process (GO): regulation of monoatomic ion transmembrane transport; potassium ion import across plasma membrane
Cellular component (GO): plasma membrane
Molecular function (GO): inward rectifier potassium channel activity
Source: RefSeq, a predicted model, not a curated record
CUCCUAAGGAAUUCUAAAAUACACUUAGAAGAUGUUAAAAUAUCAAAUAAUAUUUUAGUGGUUAGAAAAAUGAUAGAUAGCCUAAUAUACAUAAAAUGGAUGACUUGGUCAGUAACUGCCCCUUAAUGUAAUUAGUUUGAGAAAAGGCCUGCCCAAAUUAUAGUCACAGAGCAUUUUCAAAAGCAGGAAAAUGGUUUCAGAAUUCAUGAAUACUAAAUAAGACAGUCAAUGGCUGACUAAUUUACUUUUGAUUACAGAGAAUCAAAGGACAAGAUGGACAGCAGUAAUUGUAAAGUUAUCGCUCCUCUUCUAAACCAGAGAUACAGGAGGAUGGUCACCAAAGAUGGCCACAGCACACUGCAGAUGGAUGGUGCUCAAAGAGGUCUUGCCUAUCUUCGAGAUGCAUGGGGAAUCCUAAUGGACAUGCGCUGGCGUUGGAUGAUGCUGGUCUUUUCUGCUUCUUUUGUUGUCCACUGGCUUGUCUUUGCAGUGCUCUGGUAUGUUCUAGCUGAGAUGAAUGGUGAUCUGGAACUAGAUCAUGAUGCCCCACCUGAAAACCACACUAUCUGUGUCAAGUACAUCACCAGUUUUACAGCUGCAUUCUCCUUCUCCCUGGAGACGCAACUCACAAUUGGUUAUGGUACCAUGUUCCCCAGUGGUGACUGUCCAAGUGCAAUCGCCUUACUUGCCAUACAAAUGCUCCUAGGCCUCAUGCUAGAGGCUUUUAUCACAGGUGCCUUUGUGGCGAAGAUUGCCCGGCCAAAAAAUCGAGCUUUCUCAAUUCGCUUUACUGACUUAGCAGUAGUAGCUCACAUAGAUGGCAAACCUAACCUUAUCUUCCAAGUGGCUAACAUCCGACCCAGCCCUCUGACCAGUGUCCGAGUCUCAGCUGUACUCUAUCAGGAAAGGGAAAACGGCGAACUCUACCAGACCAGUGUGGACUUUCACCUUGAUGGCAUCAGUUCUGAGGAGUGUCCAUUCUUUAUCUUUCCACUAACCUACUACCAUUCUAUUACACCAUCAAGUCCUCUGGCAACUCUACUCCAGCAUGAAAACCCUCCCCACUUUGAAUUAGUUGUGUUCCUGUCAGCAAUGCAGGAAGGUACUGGUGAAAUCUGCCAAAGGAGGACAUCCUACCUACCCUCUGAGAUCAGGUUACAUCACUGUUUUGCAUCUCUGAUGACCCGAGGUUCCAAAGGUGAAUAUCAAGUCAAGAUGGAGAAUUUUGACAAGACUGUUCCUGAACUUCCAACUCCUCUGGUCUCUAAGAGCCCACACAGGACUGACCUAGAUAUCCGUAUCAAUGGACAAAGCAUUGACAAUUUUCAGAUCUCUGAAACAGGACUGACAGAGUAAGACUUAAGCAUGCCAUCCUAUCUUUUAAUGUAUUAAAUAUAUCCUAGCCAGUUAUGCAGUUACUUUUCCUUCAAUGUAUCUCGUUUUCUUUUUUCAAUGCUGAUUACAUCUAUCUGAUUACAACAAGGUAAUCAAUCAUGUCUCUGUCCACCAAAAAAAAAAGGCUGCACCAUCAAUACACAUUCUGAGAACAUUCCUACCAUGCUUUGGUCUAUGGUUAUCUACUGACAUCAAUACAACUCAACUUGACAGAUAUUUGUA